CUAGUGUAGUGGAUGGUAGAGCUGUUAGUCUAUGAUCAAUACACACAAAAUAUUUGAAGAACUCAGCCAAUCAGAGAAUAUCUAUGUUGGGGGAAUAAACAGUUGAAGUUUGGAUCCAAGACUCUUAAUUAGGACUGAAAAAGAAAGGGUAGAAAGCAGAAUGGUGGUGAGGGGAAGCUGGCAGGUGUUAGGUGAAAAAAGGUGAGGGCGAAUGUGGGUGGUGGAAAAGGGCUGGAAGUAAAGGUCUGAAGAAGGAGGAAUCUGAUAGGAGAAAGGGAAGGAGGAGGGGUACCAGAGGGAGGCAAUGGGCAGGUUAUGAGUAGAGGAGUGAGAGAGGAACCAGAGUGGGGAAUUGAAAAAGAGAAGGAGGGGAAGGAAUUACCUGAAGUUAGAGAAAUCACUGUCAUGUGAUCAGGUUGGCAGCUACUCGGACAGAAUGUGAGGUAUUGCUCCUCUAGCCUGAAUGUGGCAUUAGAGGAAGCCGUGGACUGACAUGUCAGAAAGGAAUGGGAAGUUGAAUUGAAAUGGAUGGCUGUUGAGAAAUCCCAUCUUUUGCAGUGGACAGAGCAAGAGCGCUUGACAAAGUGAUCCACCAAUCUGUUGGGUUUCAUUGAUGUAAAAGAGCCUGCACCAGAUGUAUUAGCUGACCCUCAUAGAUGUGCAGGUGAAAUUUUGUCUCACCUAGGACUGUUUGGAGCCUUGAAUAAUGCGGAUAGAAGAGGUGUAAGGGCAAGUGUAGCACUUGUCACACUAGCGUGGAUUAUUGCCCAGAGGAUGAUCAUUGGACAAGGGAGAGUGAUCCCUGUAGAAAGCAGAGGGGGAUGGAGGGGUUGUGGGAAAGAUAUAGUCAGUGGUAGGAUCCUAUUGUAGAUGGUGGAUGUCUAAGCUUGCAACCAAAUCUACAGUGGAUCUCCUCAGAAAGUGGGAAAAGGCUGGGACGUGCACAGGAUGCAUUGUUUCCAGUUAGCAGUGAUACAAGUAGACAAUUUUGUGAAAAAGUUGUUUGGCAUGCGUUCCUUCAUUCACGUCAUUGACUAUAUAAAUUGGGAAAUUAUGUUACAACUAUACAACACAAGGUUUCCGUAACAUUGGUUUCUUGUUUGAUAAUGGACCCAGCAGCAAAAUUGCCAGAGAAUCCCCUUGUUUCCAGUACAGAGCAGGAACUCAAGGGAACACCACCAUCUGCAGGCUUCGAUGGUUCUUGUCCUUCACCUUUCAAUGGCAUUAUUCAAGAUAUUAACCAGGUGCCUUUGAGUCCAGAGCUGAAAGAGCAGGAGCCUGUUCAGUGGAUGGAGUGUCUGAACCCUGAGCAUUCCAGCUUUUCAAAGGAACUCAAACUUGCUUUGCAAACUGAUCACCACUAUGUGCGGAGCUAUAUUUACGCAAGCAGUAACUCUUCUAAUGCCAUCGAGACAGUUCCAUCUUCUAGUACCAACCUUGCUGAAUCUGGCGAUCUUGUAUCAGAGAAGAAUGAAGGGAGAAUGAUGAUGUGGAUGGGAGCGAACAGGCUCCCAGAUGCUAGCCUAUCAGCAAGGAUUGCAGAGGAACAUCAGGAAAACGUGGCUGGGAUUGCCUCAUCUUCUGGGACCCAAAAUGUCAAAACCGGCAAGUUCAAUAUUAAGGCAGUUAGCUCAUCCUCCCGAAAGCUCCUUCGCUUGAAAAAGAGUCAGAGGACCCAGCAACAGAAAGAACAGAUGCAUCGAAUGCGCAGGUCGAGGGAGGUCAUGAUCCACAGCAAAUGCCCUCCGCAGUGGAUAGGCAGCUCUAGUGAUGGAGGCUCCAGCAGCAAUUCAGAAAUUGAUGAGGUCAUUACCUGUGACAUUAACCAGACCAACCAUCACAAACCUCUAGAACAAAUGGAUGAAGAUGACGUUUUGGUUGUUGAGCCCCUACCUGGGUCCACGUUGCCAGUUAGUGAAGAAGUAAAUAUCACUACCAUUGACAGUGAGGUGGAAAUCAUCAAUGUUGUUGAUGAUGAAAGGCCAUCGGUAUCAGGAGCAUGGAGUGGCCGCAUCAUGAAAAAACUAGCAACUUCCAAUGUCCAGGCUCCACCUGGGCACCGAACAACAUCCGCUGAGGUUGUAGACCUUACGAUCGACGAUAAUGAUCCGCUGACUAUACAGGGUGAUCAGCCUUUUGAUGACUCCUUCAGUAGUCCUGAAGUUGUACAGCCAAGAUUGCCUGCUUGUUCAUCAUCGGCAAUAUCAUUGCCAGUCAGCAUUGGUGCAAUGAGCUUACCACCUGCAUCCUUCAGUACCACAGCUGCUUGUACAUCCAUCAUCAGCUCAGCAGCUUCCCACAGAACAUUGGGAGAGAUGCCUAUUAUCUCAAGCACUACAAGCCUAGUGUCAACAUCCUGUCAACACCAGAGGUCAUCAAAAUACACUGCCUGCUGUACUCAGAGGUGUCUCUGCAGAUCAACGAGGCUGGUGUCUCACCAGUCCUGCCCUGGCCAAUCUUAUUUCCAGCAGUACCAUAUCACCCAGGGCCAGGUGUACCAUGUACAUUGUUCACAGCCUCAGCACCUCCAUUCUCACUCCCAGCUCCUCAACCAGCAAAGCCAGCAGACCUGGGUACACUCACCAUACCCACAGAUCCCAUCUCUGGGGUUCCAGCACGUUCAGCAGGGCAGUUCGCAAUCUGUAUUCAGCAGUGUCAGCUCACGGGUUGGAGAAUCCUCUGAUAACCAGGAGAAUCAGGCUUCUUUAUGUGACCUGACUAACCUGGCAGAAGAUGUUGAUGGGGUUGAAGCUGUCCAGAAGAGCAGUGUCCAAGUACCAUCUUGGCCUGCCCAUAGUUCCCAGGAGAUGGAAGUGAAUGGAAACCAGCCACCGACUGUUUUGUCACCAAUCCUUUGGCAUUCUCAUGGUUCUCCUCUAAAUGAGGACUCUGCAUUUUCAAAUGCUUUAUCUCGUCCCACACCCUCUACUCAGGUAGCGAGCCAGUCCUGUCAACCUCCCAUAUCAGCCAGUUACCCCAUUGCCCGACCUGUGCCAUCUUAUCAUGCGCGCAUGCAGCCCGGGCUCCUGACCUCGUACAGGCCUACUGCUUCACAGCGGCUUCCGACUCUGCCAGCUACUCAACAACCAGUGCCACCUCUACACUUGGUGCCAUUUCAGCAGCCACCCUUGACAGCCACUCCUAUGUUGAUGAAUACCCCAUUAGUACCAGCCAGUACUCCACCACAACAGCAGCAACAGUGUUCAGUUUACCAGUACCAGCAGCAGCAACAGUGUUCAGUUUAUCAACAGAGAGGCCCUGAGAUCCAGAGAAACCAUUGGAUGGAGACUGUUAGGGAAGAGAGAGUGACAUCAAAUUUCCCGCAGUAUCACUCGGGUCAUGUUCACCUGCAUCGAUACCAGUUAGUUCCACCUAGACUACACCUGGUCUCCAUGGCAGCUCCAUCUGUUCCUAUGGUAAUGCCCGAUAUCUUCAUUCACCCUCAUUUACAAGUCUUUCCUCAGCACGGACUGCGAGCGAUGCAGAGCCAUGUCAUGGUGCACAGGGGAUAUCAGGACUUCCUGCAUUUGGAAGAUCAAUUUAGUGACUUAAACCAUGGAGCAACACAAAGCACCAUUGAGAGAUGCACGUUCCUGCACAAGUAUGAAAAGAGGACACUGGAGACCAGUGAGGAAAGGAAAGAAGCUUCAGAGGUUGAGGAGAAAUGCACUAUCUGUCUGUCACCGUUGGAGGAAGGAGAAGAUGUAAGGCGUCUCCCUUGUAUGCACCUUUUCCACCAGAUCUGUGUGGAUCAGUGGUUAGCCACCAGUAAGAAGUGUCCAAUUUGUCGAGUAGACAUUGAAGCCCAGAUGCCUGUUGACAUCUAAUUAGCCAUUAGAAAUAAAAAGGUGUUGGUAUUGAGUUCCUUGAGCAUGCUGGCUUGCAUCUGGAAUAUGCAAGAGGCUGUGGCGGGCUUUGACUGAAAUGCAAAAGGCUCUCCACUACCUGGGCCUGUGUACAGCUACUCUUCUGCUGCAGGAAGAACCAUUGCAUAACUGAAGAUCCAAGCCAGUUGCAGUCUCCAGAUAUUGUUCCCAGAUCAGCCUUACACCAAAGGACCAACAUACUUCUGUCCCUGUGUUCUCAUCAACUCCUUUGAUUUGUUCAGUAGUACUUACCUGACAGUGUUACUGUAUACUACGCUGAGUUUCAAAUGUCUCCUCAGAUAUAAUAUUCUAGCUGUUUGCAAAUAAUUAAAUUAAGUUGCCUUCUGAUAUUCAUUGUUCUGAAUGUGCUUUAUGACAUGUGGUGAAACACAUGCGUUUCCUCCCGUGCACAGGUGCCAAUUUCAGAGGCCAUAGUAAACAUAUGUAUGAUGAGGGAAGAAAUUGGUGAUGCUACAGCUGUCUUUUGAUCUGAUCAAUGCCUCUGGGAUUUGGUGUGGCUGCAACUCCUUUCACCCAGGGUUUCCUGGCUUCCUAAAUGUGCGCCCUAGAGGUCUAUGGAUAACUUGGCCUAGCAGGGUCUGCCAGUACUGGUUCAGUGAUUGAUCUGGUGAGGACCCUAGCUUCUUCUGAAGCUGGCCAGGCUCUACUCACCUCUCUGACGGGAAUACUGGUCACUAUUUGAAGUGAUAUCGACUCCAGGUCUCACAGUUCUUAGGUUUUAGAAACAUAGAAAACCUACAGUACAAUACAGGCCUUUUGGCCUACAAUGCUGUGCCGAGCAUGUCCUUACCUUAGAAAUUACCUAGGGUUACCCAUAGCCCUCUUAUUUUUCUGAGCUCCAUGUACCUGUCCAGGAGUUUCUUAAAAGACCCUAUUGUAUCUGCUUCUAUCACCGUCACCGGCAGCCCAUUCCACGCUCUCACCACUCUCUGUGUAAAAAACUUACCCCUGACAUCUCCACUGUCCCUGAUUUGCUGGACUGAUACCAGCAGAUGGUGACUUUCCAGAGGGGAUGGACUCACUGGGUCAGUAAAUUCCCUGAUAUUAACCACCCUUGCCCACCCCCAGGUCCAGAGACAGCAAAUCAGCUCCCCAGAUUCCCCAGUCUGAAGGCUGGAGGUCACUAGUUGCAGUCAGGGUGGCUGCUUACCCUGGUGUUCUGUACUGGAGUUACCAGAUACCCUGACUUGACCCCAGCGCAGAAGCAGAACCAAGGAGGACCAGGCAAAGAGGACAGGAGACAAUCAGGCCUUUCACAGUUACCCAGGGCAGCAGCUCAACUCUUUGGUGAGUAUCAACUCAGUGCAUGUUCCUGCUGAUUCAGGAGUGGGUAAGUAGAACUCAAUUAUGACCAUGACAUAGCAACAGAAUCAGGCCAUUUGGCCCAUUGAGCCUGCUCCACAAUUUCAUCAUGGCUGAUUGAUAUUUCCUCUCAGCCCCCUACUCCAGUAUCCCUUCAUGCCCUGACCAAUCACGAAUCUAUCAACCUUCGCCUUAAGUAUACAUAAAGACGGCCUCCAGAGCAACAAAUUCCACAGAUUCAUAUUUCUCUGGCUAAAGAAAUUCCUCCUCAUCUCUGUUCUAAAUGGAUGCCCCUCUAUUCUGAGGCUGUCCUCUGGUCUUAGACUCUCGUACCAUAGGAAACAUCCUCUCCACAUCCACUCUGUCAAGGCCUGUCACCUAAAGGGUAUAAUUCUGACCCAGAUCGCAGGUGAACGCUGUUCCAUGCAAUGUCCCUCUUGAGGUACGUGGGAGAACACAAUGUCCCUGCUGUCCAGGUGUGUAGCUGCAGCUCCUGACUGACUGUAUCAUGUAGCUGGGCCUGUGUAUGGACUUUUAGUAUGUUUAGGAACAUGUCAAAGCAGCAGGGAGCCAGACUAUCAUGGCCUUGUUCAGUUCAACUAGCAUGGUGUUGUGGGUGAGGUGGGGGAAAGUGAGUUCCCACAACAAGAAUUUAGGUAGUUGGGUAGCAGAUUAAAGAGCACUGUGGUAUCUUUAUAGUGGAAUUGGACCUCUUUCAUUUCCCGGUAUAUGUUGUUGUGGAGGCCAGUGGCCCAAAUUUCCUGGGUAGAAAUUGGAUUAAAAAUAUGCCAUUGGUGUUGUCCUGCAUCAAUCAUAUUGGGGAUGGGGCAGAAGGGGAAGAACCUUGCAUUGAAAACAGUCAGUUUUCCAAGCUGAUGCUUGGUUCAGCUAAGUUCAAGUUUAAAGUUGUACAAGGCCUGCUAAUGGCACGGAGCCACAAUAGUGUAGCUGUUAGUGCAACGCUAAUAGAACUCAGGGUUUUCUGGAGUUCAGAAUUCAAUAUAGGCACCAUGUGAAAUUGGUCCUUAUGAAAUGAGUGGUUUCUCCUCGGGUGCUCUGGUUUCCUCCCAUUGUCCAAGAUAUCCACCCUAAUUUACCUCAGGACAGCAAACGGCUCUGUAAUCUGUACAGGGUCUAUGUAUUUGAUGCCAUUUUGCCUCAUACUGUGUCCAAUUAAGUAAAUACUGUUGCAAAAAAAAAUUAAGAUCUCUGCCAUCUGUUUUACCAGACAGAAUGGAUUACCAUUCUGAUCUUCCAGAGAACAAAUAUUGUCCCUUGCAAUCCUCUUGCUCUUAACAUCUAUAGAAUCCAUUAGGAUUCUCUUUCACCUUUUAACCUUCCUGAUUUCUUUCUUAAGUGUUUUCUUGCAAUUCUUAUACUUCAUAAUUACCUAAUUUCUUCCUACCUGUCUAUACCUGCUAUGCACCUCCUCUUUUUCUCUUCAACAGGGUCGCGAUAUCUCUUGGAAAACACAAUUCCCUACACUUGUUAUAUUUUCCUUUUAUUCUGGCAAGCACAUACAACCUUAUGUGUUUUACAACAGUAUGCUGCCUUUCUACAAAUUAGUUCCACUAAAUCCCUAGGGUUAUUGGGUGAUCUGUAAUAUAGCCCAUUAACAUGGUUAUACCUUUCUGUCCUAACGCAGCACUGCUGUGAUAAUUUCCCUGUCCAGUAAUGCCACCUCCCUUCCUUUAAUCCCUCUUGCUCUGUCAUGUCUAAAACAAUGGAACUCCGGAAUACUGAGCUGUCAGUUCUGCCCCUCCUGCAACCAAGUCUCAUUAAUGGCUACAAUGUCAGAAUUCCAGGUGUUGAUCCAUGCCCUAAGCUCAUCUGCCUUUCCUAUGAUACUUGGUGCAUUGGAAUAGUCACAUCAUGCUCAACAUUUUGAUUCUUGACUUUGUCUGAGGUAUCCAUAACCUUGCCACUAACUUUGGAUACUAUGGUUCCCAUCCUCCUGCAACUCACCAUGGGUAAACCUUCCCACUAGGAUAUUAGUCCCUUCCAGUUCAGGUGCAAACAAUCUCUUCUAUACAGGCCCCACCUUUUCUGGAAGAUCAUAAGAUAUGGGAGCAGAAUUAGGCCAUUUGGCCCAUCGAAUCUCCCACACUGUUCAUCAACGGCCACUCUGUUAUUUUUGUCUCAGCCCCAAUCACCUACCUUCUCCCCAUAUCUCUUCAAGUCCUGUCCAAUCAAGAAUCUAUCAAGUUCUGCCUCUGGCAAAGAAUUCCACAGAGAAGAGAACCUCAUGAUUCAAAACUCCUAUGCACCCCCCACACCAACUCCUUAGCCAUGUGUUAGACUGUAUAAUCUUCAUAUUUGUGGCCACACUAGCAUGUGGCAUAGGUAGCAAUCCUGAUAUCACAACACUGGAGGUUCUGCCCUUAACUUAGCACCUAACUGCGUGAACUUCCUUAGUGGAAUCUCGUCACUCAUCCUACCCCAUACCAUCAGCACCUACGUGGAGCAUGACCUCUGGCUGUUCACCCUCCCACUUAAGAAAGCUGAUGUCCCAGACCUUGACACUUUGGAGGCAACAUACCAUCAGGGAAUAUCGUUCUUGCCCACAGAACUUCAUUUCUGUUCCUCUAACUAACAAAUCCCCUAUUGCCACAACACACCUCUUCCCCUUUCCUUCGGAGUCACAGAGCUAGACUCAAUGCCAGACAACCUACUGCUGUGAUACACUUUUUCAAAGGUUUCAAAGGUACAUUUAAUGUCAGAGAAAUGUAUAUAAUAUGCAUCCUGAAAUAAUUUUUCUUCAUAACCAUUUGCGAAAACAGUGCCCCAAAUAAUGAAUGACAGUUAAAUAUUAGAACACCAAAGCCCCUCCCCCACAUAGCAGCAGCGAAGCAACGACUCCCCCUCCCCACCAGAAAAAAUGCAUUCCUCCCCCCCCCCCACCAAGCACUCAUGCAUGCAGCAAAGCAUUAAUAAAGACACAGGCUUGCAGUACCCCAAAGACUACUCAAAUAGCUGUGGUAUUCGACAUUCCACUGUGUGUGUGUGUCUGUCUGCCUCUCUCUCACUCAGGAAAAAGAGGUGUCCGUUACACAGCGAGAGGGGAGACAUGACAAAUAGCUCACUGAUUUACCAUGUUAAAAGUCCGUUGCAUCGCUUUUUCCAAGCUCUGUGCCCAAAGAAUUCGGGUCUCUGGGCACACAGACAGAAUGACACACUGAUUUCCCGCAGAGGCCCCGACCUCGAGUCCGCCCGCCUCUAGAGCCACAAAAUCCCAAAACUCCGAAGGCAAGCUAAUCUUCAAGGCCAUGCCUUUGUCAUAUCGAAUAACGGCCAGUCGCAAGACCCCAAGAGCAGGUCCCAUUUCCACAAAAAAUUGGUCAGUGUGUAACUCUAGGUCAGGGUCAUCAGAAGAACCUGGAAAGGGAAAAAUAGACAUAUUAAAGAUAAAAAUAGAGCUUUGUCUGAAAAUGCAAGUAAAGGAGUUGCUGUUAGAUGCCAUUGUCUCAUAAGCUUUAUUGAGGAGGAUGGCCACAGGGGUACUCUGCACUUAACCUCCUUCCACUUCCUGACUGUCACCCAGUUUCCUGUGUCCUGAACCUCGGAUGUAACAACUGUAACACAAUGUAAGGUUUCACUGCUAAUGUAAUGGCCUCUGUAAUGUUCCACUGCUAAGACAAUGGUUUCUCUGUAGCAGCAAUGUUUGGGUUAUGACUAGAAAAAAUGGGGCAUGUUAGCCAAUGAACGAGAUGCUGUUCUUUCUUGUGUGUCUGAGAGCCAGGAAUUCACAGACUUUUGCCAUGGAGAGAAGAUGUGAAUGGCAAGGGUUGGUAGACCGCCGGACGGAGAGGACUUGGAGCGAGGGUCCAAAGGUCAGCAACGAUUGGAGGAGGUUGAUGGUGGACGAAUGGCCUUAUCAGUAAGCUCCAACACUGCGCAUUAGACUGUUUCAUGAGAAUGUGCCCUGUUUGUUUUUCUGUUUUCUUUACUAACCGUAUAGUCAAAUUAAGAAUCAUAAAGCUCAAUCAUUUAAUCGCA
Hypanus sabinus (Atlantic stingray) is the source of this 9185-nucleotide messenger RNA. Its product is annotated as E3 ubiquitin-protein ligase Arkadia-like. The transcript has 15 exons. Gene Ontology annotation, molecular function: ubiquitin protein ligase activity; zinc ion binding. The record is from RefSeq and is a predicted model, not a curated record. Lineage: Eukaryota; Metazoa; Chordata; Chondrichthyes; Myliobatiformes; Dasyatidae. The coding region runs from base 1107 to 3827 and encodes 906 amino acids.